AUGGACUCGGGUGACGACAUUCUAGACUACCUGGCCUCUUUGCUGCCGGCAGACUACAGGAACUUUAUCCUCCGACACAUCUUGCAGUCCAACACGCCCAUCCAGAUCGCCAAGCGCAAGUUCGUCUACCACGCCCGGAGAACCUUCGACGUCAUGUAUCCGUUCGUCCAACCGCUCGUGAGCCGAUUUCUGGGCGCAUUGUACGACUCCCCAGACGUGGUCGUCAUAAUCUUCACCUUGACCGUCCUCUACCUUGCGUUCCAAGUCCUCAACUGGAUGCGCCGCGUGGUCAUGUUCUGGACCAGGAUGGUGGUGCGCGCCACCAUCCUUGCCGUUAUCGUCAGUUUACUUUCUAUGGCAUAUCAGAGAGGGUUGGAACAAUCCAUGCGGGACAUGUUUGUUGUUGGUGCGAAGCUGUCUGGAUACGUGGCUUGGGCCAAGGACGUCUGGCUUCGGGAGUAUGGCAACUACCAGGCCGCUGCUGCUGCAAACGGCGAGGCACAAAGAGGUGCCUAUGCAAACGCACGUAGUCAUCGUUAG
Messenger RNA from Pyricularia pennisetigena, 540 nucleotides. RefSeq lists its product as uncharacterized. The transcript has 2 exons. NCBI's taxonomy places the organism in Eukaryota, Fungi, Ascomycota, Sordariomycetes, Magnaporthales, Pyriculariaceae. The record is from RefSeq and is a predicted model, not a curated record. The coding region runs from base 1 to 540 and encodes 179 amino acids.